This is a messenger RNA of Nerophis ophidion (straightnose pipefish), 1528 nucleotides long. It is a transcript of the gene pjvk, whose product is annotated as pejvakin. The record is from RefSeq and is a predicted model, not a curated record. Bases 1 to 1113 code for a protein of 370 amino acids. The transcript has 6 exons. Gene Ontology annotation, biological process: programmed cell death. NCBI's taxonomy places the organism in Eukaryota, Metazoa, Chordata, Actinopteri, Syngnathiformes, Syngnathidae. Gene Ontology annotation, cellular component: cytoplasm.
AUGUUUGCAUCGGCCACCAAGAACUUUGUGAAGCAGGUGGGCGACACGGGGAGGCUGAUCCCCGUCCCGAGCCUGAGCGAGGCCGACCGCUACCAGCCCCUCAGCCUGGUCACCAGGAAGCGAAAGAAGCGUUUCUGGAAGAAGAAGAAAUACGCGUCCACGGCGUUCUCCCUCAAAGACAUCCUGGUUGGGGAGAAAGAGAUUACAGCAGGCGUGUCUUCUUAUCAGCUGCUCAACUACGAGGACAAAUCGGAUGUGGCCCUCAACGGGCGACUCGGGAACCACCUCAUGAACGACGUGGGCUUCAACGUCAGCGGCUCGGACUCGGUGGCCGUCAAGGCUUCUUUCGGCAUCGUGACCAAGCACGAGCUGGAGGUGCCCACUUUGCUGCGGGAACUCAGCGCCAGGAAAGCGGACCUGGACCACUGCCUUGUCCGCCAGUCCAGAGAAAGUGGGCGGGGCGUCCUGUGCGUCGUCAUGGAGAGCAUCCGCACCACCCGCCAGUGCUCGCUGACGGUCCACGCCGGCAUGAGGCGUACCACCAUGAGGUUUCAGAUCGACGAUGGCAGGAACCCAAAAGGCCGAGACAAGGCCAUCGUCAUCCCCGCUCACACCACCAUCGCCUUCAGCAUCUGCGAGCUGCUGGUCCGACUCGACGGGCGACUCGAUAUCUGUGUAGCACCGGGGUCUCGAGGUGGAUUCGAACGAGAGCAGAUGAGGGAGCAGCUGGACGGUUUCAUCGGCCACUUCUCCAUGGGACGACUGCGCCGCUUCCUGUCCGGCAUCAUCUACGGCAACCCCUUCAGAGCAGACGACAGCACAUUCGAGGAGCUCACCCACUCCGACACCUACAUGGACGACACGGCGACUGACUACUACGAGAAAGCCGCCAGCAUGACGGACGUCUCCACGGCCUACCUGAGGGAAAGCGCCCACCCCCGCGUCAACCUCCUCAAACACAACAUCCCCAAGGGGCCGUGUGCUCUGUGUGGCAUGGGCAACCAAAAGAGAGAAACUGUCUACGGCUGCGUAGAAUGUUCUUUUGGUAGUCAAAAGUAUGUGCGACUGCAUGUGGUGCCCUGCUUUGACCUCUGGCAUAAAACACUUAAGUGAAAAAUAUGUUCAUGGUGAUACAAUUUUAAGCAAAAUAUCUGUGCUCUCGUGCAAAAUUAAAGUCAAUCGCUUUCAAUUUAUAACCAUCCGCUGCACAUUUUCCUGGAGUAUAUUUAACAUUGGACUGUCCUGCAGGUUGAAUUUCAGGACCAGUCAUAGACAAUUUAGAGUGAAAAGCUCAUUUUAUUCUCACUCGCGUACAAAACAUUCUAACAUGGCUUGUUUCCCUGGCUUCGAGACUCUCCCGUACGACAGUGUGGCGAAGGCACAACAAAAUCCCUUCUUGUCUCUCAUUUCAAUCAAUCAAUCAAUCAAUGUUUACUUAUAUAGCCCUAAAUCACUAGUGUCUCAAAGGGCUGCACAAACCACUACGACAUCCUCGGUAGGCCCACAUAAGGGCAAGGAAAACUCACAC